AAUCACUUCAAAACAAGCGCUGCUGGCAGGAUGCUGGUCUCCCUGCUCUUCCCCCCGGCGAGCUGGCCCGUGCGACGCCUCGGCCGUGACUUGCAGCGGUGCCGGUGGUGGCUGCGUGGGCGGAAGGGGGCUGCCUGUCCCCACCGGGGCCUGCGAACCUCACGGGCAGCCAGCAGCCGUGACGCAGCCCCCGUUUUCACUAGGGCUUUGAAUUUUGGUGAUAAAAUCGCCAUCGUUGACCAACACGGUGAGCACACUUACAGGGACCUUUUCCGCCAGAGCCUGCGCCUGUCGCAGGAGAUCUGUAGGCUCCUGGGGUGCUCCAGCAGAGACCUGAAGGAGGAGAGGAUCUCAUUUCUGUGCCCCAAUGAUGCCUCGUACGUGGUUGCCCAGUGGGCUUCCUGGAUGAGCGGAGGCAUAGCGGUGCCCCUUUACAAGAAGCACCCCGUGCAGGAGCUGGAGUACGUGAUCCAGGAUUCGCAGAGCGCGCUAGUCGUCGCAGCAGAGGAAUACGUGGGGAAAAUAGCCCCCAGUGCUGAGAAGCUGGGAGUCCCGGUUCUGCCGCUUCCCAAGUCUGGUGGCGAUGGAUCUGCAAGUCACGCAGCGGUGGAAGACGUGCCCUUGGCGUCCUGUGCCUCGUGGAAAGACAGGGGAGCCAUGAUAAUCUACACAAGUGGGACCACGGGAAGACCGAAAGGGGUCCUCAGCACCCAUGAGAACGUGCAGGCCGUGACCACGGGGCUGGUUGAAAAAUGGGAGUGGAAGAAGGAGGAUGUUAUUCUGCACGUGCUGCCUUUACAUCAUGUCCACGGGGUGAUCAAUAAGCUGCUCUGUCCUCUCUGGGUGGGAGCGACAUGCAUCAUGUUACCCGAGUUCAGCGCACAGAUGGUUUGGAAGAAGUUCCUAAGCUCCCAAGCUCCCCGUGUCAACGUCUUCAUGGCAGUGCCCACCGUCUAUGCAAAGCUGAUAGAAUAUUACGACAAGCAUUUCUCUCAGCCACAGGUCCAGGACUUUGUGCGUGCCUUUUGCCAGGAGAAUAUCAGGUUGAUGGUAUCGGGCUCUGCAGCCCUGCCUGUGCCUGUCCUGGAGAAGUGGAAGAGCAUCACUGGGCACACGCUGCUGGAGAGGUAUGGGAUGACGGAGAUUGGGAUGGCGCUUUCUAACCCUUUGCAUGGAGUCCGUGUCCCAGGUUCUGUGGGGACCCCGCUGCCAGGGGUGGAGGUGUGCAUUGCCACCGAGACUUUGAGGAGUGGUGGUCGCUCCUACACCGUUCAUGCUCAGGGAGAUGAAGACGGCACACAGGUGACUCCGGGUUUUGAAGGCCAAGAAGGGGAGCUGCUCGUCAGGGGGCCCUCGGUGUUCCGCGAGUACUGGAACAGACCCCAGGAAACAAAAGACGCUUUCACACCCGACGGCUGGUUCAAAACAGGGACGGGAACACCUCUGGUGUUUGAUUCCUUCAGAUCAAAUUUCACCAGAUUUCACCAGAAGAUAGUAUCCUAGUAGUAACAAUACGUAUUGCAGUGCACCUUGGUAGAUUUUAUCAAAUGUUUGCAAACAGAAAAAAAAAAUCCUGUUAUGAUCAAGCUCUGCUGGCAGCGGGUGUAGCCCCGACUGCCCUACCUGCAGCAGCCAUGGCUGGGGCGGCAAGGCCUCAGAAAAGAACUAAGGCUGAUCCUGUCCGUAAUGUGGGAUAACAAAUUCAAGAGGAUACUGUGCUGAAGGCUUUUCCCAAGCGGAACAGACGUGACAGACCAUGAAUAAGUGAUGUGCUUUGAACUACGCCUCCCGCUCUGUGCACAGCGCGCCGCAUGCAGCGCUAGAGCUUGGCCUCCUCGGGCAGAGGUUCCCGUCCCCCGGGACAGCUCUGCGUUUCGGAUUAAAUUAUAAACUAGCCCCGUGCCCACAGCAAGCGUGGCGGUGCCCUGAGGUGUCUCUGCAGGCUCUGGUCCCGGCGUUUGAGCAGUCGGUUCGUAUCUCUGGCCACCCUUCUUCCUGCUGCCUCUGCCACCGGCCACGAGCGGUUUGGACGCUGGGAUAAACGCCCGCAGCGCGUCUGUCUGGCGGUGCUGAUCCCAACCGUCCCCUAAUCUCGGGAGUGCAGGAGGGUGGGAUGCCUGAUGAUGGCCCAGCCUUCGCGUACAAGCAGCCCUGCCUUUCCCAUUCCCCUUUUACCCCGCGUUAGCAGUGCCAUCAAGCCGGGAGCACCAGACUGGAUUUCUGAUGCCCGCUUUGUAAUCGUAUUUAUGGACGACUCGUGACAACGCCGUGAUUUAUUAUCACUGCUGCUCUGAACCAGACCCGGGGCUGCCCUGCCAGGGUUGUCACCACAGGUCCCGAUCCUGGGCCAGGGCCACAUUUGGUGCUGGAGCAGGGGCAGACAGCGCCGGGUGCAGGGCAAUCAGCUCUAAAAAUUUUUGUAGUCAACACUCCUGAUGAAUAUUUCAGAUGCAAAGGAAUAGCAUGCAUUAAUUAUUGCAAAGAGAUGUCUUUAGGAGAAAAUGAUUUUGAAAUUCAGUUUAAUUUCAUUGUAAUGCGCUGCAAACAGGAAGGGAGUAUGUGUGUUUAAUUGGCUCUCGGGGGUAAGGCCUGGAAGAUGGCAUGCCUUUGUCACAGGCCAUUAGUGAUACAGACUGCAUAAUGAGAGAGUACAAUCAGCUCACAGCUGCCGGCUCCUACGGGGAGAGAAUGAUAUUAAAUAGAAAUCAGUAUAAAUUAAACUUAACCCUUUCGCUCGCCGAGCGGAGCCGCAGAGCUGGGGAUAAAGAGGGGAGCGGAGGCACUCGCCUGGGGCUGGGGACAGGUCGGAGGGUGCUGAGGACACACCGCACAGGCAGCCUCUGGUACCCCGGUAGCAGCCUCAGGAGGAGGACAGCCUCUUCAUUCUCUUCCCCACCCCAUUCCCCUCUCUUUGCCUUUCUUUUUUUUUUUUUUUUUUCCCCUCUCCUGACUGCUUGCUCCGUCUUUGCUCACUGCCAGGCCGACAGGGCUGCUUUAUUCCAAGAAAAAAAAGCUGGUGGUGCUGAGUGAGACCCGUCAGCUCGCCCUGCCUGCCCCCAGCGCUGCUGGCAGCCUUCAGGGAUGUGUGCUGCCUCUCCCUCGGGGGUCUCACACGUGUGUGGUGGUGAGAAGCCACCUCACACAACCACAGAGGCUGCGGUGUGCAAUAACCAGCUGGUGCUGCCCGGGACCCGGGGGGUGAAUUAGCCCACAUUAAGCAGAGGUGGUUAAUUUUGGAGAGGAGACCAAGCUGGCAGGUUGCUGCACUCCCCAAGGACAGAGGUGCACGUGCUCAGCUGCGGCAGGAAUGAGAUUUGGAGAGAGCGAACUUGGAGGCAGCGUGGAUAACUCCCCGGCUGUAAUUUAGCACUCUGCUGAUUGCUAAUGGCACUCCGAAAAAACAGCGGGUCAGCAAAUGAAGAGUAAUUACCGCAAGGGAACCACGAGCGCUGCUCGUGCUGCGCCUCGUGGUGCCUGUGUCACCAGAAAGGCUGGUGGCUGCUGUGGCACUGCGCGGAGACAGGGCACAAGGGCAGGGUGCCCGGCGGCUGGGAAGGUCCAGGGCCAUACGCGGGGCACGUAUUACUGCUUUUCCUGAGCGUAGGCAGCCUGGGGCUCUACCUGGGCAUUUGCGCUCAGAGUUUGCACACACAGAGCCAAGAAAGCGUCACCGGAGCUCGUUCCCUCCUUUGCCUUUGUGAUUUGAGUUCACCCAGGAGCCCUGAAGCCCGGGUUGCAGCAGAAGGCCUGGUUCUGACACCGCGCAGUGCUGCAGGAGGCUCUCAAACCAGCUGCCUCUGUGCGCACAGCACGCAUCCUGCACGCCCUUGCUCUCAGGUGCCCUGCUUGCUGCAGCCUGCAAGGGGGCUGAAAUUCCACUGCAAAACCAGGCCUGCAGCCCCUCGAGUCUCCCACCCGAAACCUCCCCCCCCGCGGAAGAUUUGCACGGCAGGGCCACGACUCAGCUGGCAGGUCCUGGUCCCCAGCCAAGUCCUCGUGCCGGGGAGGGCAGCCGAGGGCACGUUGUGUCACUGCUGGGUGCCCCCCUUCUGCGGGCAGCGACCUGCCUCCCCCAUCGCCUCUUCCUCCCCUUCCAGGCGUGCUCCUGCAGUGACAGGUCAUGCUCAAAACUUGCGAACCACCUGAAAUGUUGUUCCAUCAGGUCAUUUUCCAGGCUGCCUUCUGCAGUUUCAGACUCACAAAGGGAUCUUUCAUUUUUAAGUCCUCUCUGGCUGCAGACCAUCUAUUUCCCGGUACUUUCCUCAGGCCAGUUCUGUUUCUGGUUGCAGUUUCUGUAAAUCAAGCUAUCGUGUGUUAUUUCAGAAAAUAUAUGAACCAAAAUAAAAAACAGGAGAGCCA
This is a messenger RNA of Cygnus olor (mute swan), 4359 nucleotides long. It is a transcript of the gene ACSF3, whose product is annotated as acyl-CoA synthetase family member 3. Gene Ontology annotation, molecular function: medium-chain fatty acid-CoA ligase activity. The record is from RefSeq and is a predicted model, not a curated record. Gene Ontology annotation, biological process: fatty acid metabolic process. The transcript has 7 exons. Lineage: Eukaryota; Metazoa; Chordata; Aves; Anseriformes; Anatidae. Bases 31 to 1503 code for a protein of 490 amino acids.